AAAGGUGUCAUAUAUUUUUCACCUGCUUUAUUAGUAAAUUUCUUGUUUAUAUUGUUGGAGAAGUUUCUAAAGUUUAAUUGCAUUUGCAGUUAAUAUUCAGGCAAGAAUUUAAUAAAAACAACUUGCUCUUUUUCUACGUCAACUAAUUUGACACUGCGCAAUCGAAAUGGAUGGACAGCACCGACGUGAACGAAAGUCUUCAAUGGUAACACAUCAAAUUUACGCACCACUUUCGCCCUGUCCUAUACCCGACAUAAGCGACGAUGAACUGGUCUCCAUAUCCGUGCGGGACCUUAAUCGCACGUUGAAGUCACGCGGACUCAAUCGGGAGGAAGUUGUGCGUAUGAAACAACGGCGUCGUACGCUAAAAAAUCGUGGUUAUGCGGCUAGCUGCCGUAUCAAGCGUAUUGAACAGAAGGAUGUCUUGGAGACGGAAAAAUCGCAUGAAUGGGUUGAACUGGAAACCAUGCACGAUGAUAAUGAAAAAUGCCGCAAGGACAUAACCAACUGGAAGAACAAAUACAAGGCCUUACUGCAAUUUGCGGCACAUAAUGACAUUCCAAUACCACCCGAGUUGGAGGGCUGUUGAGCAGUGCAGUGCAGUACACCCUAAUAUAUUCUUAAUUAUAUUUCAUAAGUAGCUUAAUGUAUACGGCAUCAAUGAUGAUGUUUUUUAUUACUAUAUUU
Bactrocera latifrons is the source of this 687-nucleotide messenger RNA. It is a transcript of the gene maf-S, whose product is annotated as transcription factor MafK. The record is from RefSeq and is a predicted model, not a curated record. Gene Ontology annotation, molecular function: DNA-binding transcription factor activity, RNA polymerase II-specific; RNA polymerase II cis-regulatory region sequence-specific DNA binding. Lineage: Eukaryota; Metazoa; Arthropoda; Insecta; Diptera; Tephritidae. Gene Ontology annotation, biological process: regulation of transcription by RNA polymerase II. The transcript is spliced from 3 exons. Bases 167 to 589 code for a protein of 140 amino acids. Gene Ontology annotation, cellular component: nucleus.